UUUACCAGCACGUGCGGCUCCUAAAAGGGGGAACCAAACCGUCAGUACACAACAUCAAAGAACAGAGAACUAUGCUCGCUAUCCGUCGUGCCGCUGCCGCCGCCCCCAAGCGCGCCUUCGCGUCGCCCGCCCAGGCCAUGGGCUUCACCGAUCUUAAGGACAAGGAAAAAGCCGCUGAGGCCGUCUUCUUCAACAAGCAGGAUGAGAAGGCGCUGCGCAAGCUGCUUCAGAAGAUGAAGGGCCAGACUGACGUCGUGGACAAGGAAGGCCUCAAGCACCACGUUGAGCACGACAAGAAGGGCCUGAAGAGCAUCCCUGGCCUCAACUUGACCGACGAACAGGUCAACGAGCUGCUCAAGUGGAAGCACCAGCAGUAGGUCGCUGAAACAGGCUGCUGCUCUCUCUUCUUCGUCCUUAUUUCUUUCAGUCAGGCUUUAAGCCUUCGCUCGUUUUGUCGCUUCGGCCCCAACUGGAUCCUGCUAUAGCUUCGAAACAGGAACAGUCAUCCGAGAGUUCGUCCUGAUAGCCUCGUUGGAGUUUCUUUAGCCCUCGUGGGUUGCAUUCGUGCUUAGCAGUCGUCUCGUACCCCUCUUGUCCAGUGAGAACGUGCGAGAUUGGGGAUUGCACGAGAAGAAGCGAACGAAAGAACAGGACGGUGAAGAACUGAAGCAGCAGCCGUGAACAAAGCAUACAAAAUCACAUCAUACCCCAACAAAACAAUAAAAAGCUAAUUAACCGAUCUGAUCUCGAACGUCUAAAGUCGGUC
Molecule: messenger RNA, 766 nt
Organism: Phytophthora nicotianae INRA-310
Lineage: Eukaryota; Oomycota; Peronosporomycetes; Peronosporales; Peronosporaceae
Exons: 2
Coding region: 72-377 (101 amino acids)
Source: RefSeq, a predicted model, not a curated record